Molecule: messenger RNA, 1659 nt
Organism: Diachasma alloeum
Lineage: Eukaryota; Metazoa; Arthropoda; Insecta; Hymenoptera; Braconidae
Gene: meigo
Product: solute carrier family 35 member B1
Exons: 2
Coding region: 38-1288 (416 amino acids)
Biological process (GO): UDP-galactose transmembrane transport
Cellular component (GO): Golgi membrane; endoplasmic reticulum membrane
Molecular function (GO): UDP-glucose transmembrane transporter activity; UDP-galactose transmembrane transporter activity
Source: RefSeq, a predicted model, not a curated record
CGUUGAUAGAGUACUUGAAUUCUCCCCGAUUUUUGAAAUGAGUCACCCAUCUGCAAUCAAUCCUUCGAUGAUAGUUCUCCUACCAGCGAACGAAUCACAAACCACUGACAGCCACGCAAGCACCUCCGGCUGUCCCGGUACUCGUGGCAAUGCCCCUAACCUCCCCACAGAGUCACAAACUAGUGUCGACCACGCAGAUCCCAGCUGUCCAGGUGCUGGUGCUUGUGGCAAUGCCCAUAGUCCCCCUGCAACGUCACCAACUACUGACGACGACCCGGAAACCAGCUGUCCUGGCACUCUCGGCAGAAUCCGCAAGUUUCUCGUGAAAAUCAUGCACAACAACAGUGCUAAAUUGGCAAUAUGUGCAACAGGGAUAUUCGUCUGUUACUUCUACUACGGAGUGAUCCAGCAGAAGAUAACCCAGGGGAUUUACGGUGAGGGGGAAAAUAAGGAGAACUUCACGUACAUGUUCGCCCUGGUCUCGUUACAAUGUGUCAUUAAUUACUCGUUUGCCAAGCUACUGUUGGUGACUGUCAUGAGAGAGGGUGAAGAUAGUACCAAGACUGUUUACUAUGCCACUUCAGCCCUCUGUUAUCUAUUGGCAAUGGUGUGCAGUAAUAUGGCACUGCAGUUUGUUAGUUAUCCGGCGCAGGUGGUGGGAAAGGCUGGGAAGCCCAUUCCUGUUAUGCUCCUGGGGGUUCUUCUUGGCCAUAAGUCAUACCCCCUCCGGAAAUACUUGUUCGUCUUCUUGAUCGUCCUGGGUGUUAUCCUGUUCAUGUACAAGGACGGAAAGUCUUCGGGGAAAUCAGAACGAAUCGGGUUCGGCGAGCUGCUCCUGUUUCUCUCAUUAGCUAUGGACGGAUUGAUAAGCGCUGUGCAGGAACGAAUGCGAGCAGAACACAAAACGAGAUCUGGGCACAUGAUGCUCAACAUGAACUUCUGGUCCAGCAUAUUUAGUGGAAUUGUUAUCAUAGUGUCUGGUGAACUGGUGGAAUUUGUAGCAUUUAUAGAGAGACAUCCGAGCUCUAUUAUUCAUAUUUUGACACUGGCUAUGGCCGGGGCCUUGGGGCAAUUUUUCAUAUUUUUGACUGUAGCUGAAUUCGGCCCUCUGCCCUGCUCAAUCAUAACGACUACUAGGAAAUUCUUCACCAUUUUAGGGUCUGUAUUAUUGUUCGGCAGUACUCUUCUACCCAGACAAUGGGUGGGCACAGUGAUCGUAUUCUCAGGAUUGUUCCUAGACGCUGUUUACAGUAAAGGCAAAAAUGUAAAAAAAGAAACAGAUAAAUAGGAAAAUUCAAUCAACAACUUCCAAUUCGUUAAUAUUUCACAUAAUUACAACAAUUGAGUUGUAUAUUGUCGCCAGAAUACUUGGCACAAAUUAAUUAUUCGUAUCAUUUGUAAAUUAUUAGUGUAAUUUUCAUUUUGCAUUGACAUUUUAAUACGAGUACAUUACAAAUGACUGUUAUCACUAAUUUUGGGAUUCCACCGACAAUGUCUUCGAGCUUCAUUCAUUUACAUUGAAAACCAGAAAAUAAAUGUGAAAAUGUAAAAAAGGAAUAAACAAGGUUGUAACGGACUUUUUGAGUUCCCAAAAUAGCUUGAAGAGGAAAGAUGGAGUAAAUUGAUCUUUUGAGGAAAUGAAUGGAUAAUUGUAAUCAA